This is a messenger RNA of Symbiodinium natans, 3114 nucleotides long. The record is from the annotation of a GenBank genome assembly. NCBI's taxonomy places the organism in Eukaryota, Dinophyceae, Suessiales, Symbiodiniaceae.
AUGGCUGAGGUGCUGUCGAUGGUGACGUCCCUGGCGCUUCCGGACGCUGCCCAUCGCGAGCGAGAAGGCAUUUUGCUGGCAUCGACAACAGCGCAGGCAGCGGGCCACAAGGGAGACGUCGGCCGUGUUCUUCGUGGUGCCAUGCCGGGAUCUCGGCAGAAGCAUGGCCACGGCCAACUGCUCUACGGGGUGAGCUGCCACCGAAGAGUUGAAGCGUCUGAGUUGCUGCACCGUGACGCAAGUGUAUCACGCAGUUCAGUGCAGAAAGCUGUUUGCGUGCUGCUGCGCUGCCCCUUUUUUGGCCUCGCCCAGCAGCGCCUGAGUCCGGUGACGCAGGUCUUCUUUGAACAGCGCGACUUCCGGUGCACGGACCUCUUGCGCGAUUUCGACAACCAGCUGGAUUCCGUCCCUUUUGAAAGACUUCCAGACACGGAGUUGUUUUUUGGAAUUCAUCACGCACAGCUUUUUCGCGGCUUGCGACACAAGCUGCUCAGCGUGCUCAAAGCGAUUCUGCUGGAGGCAAAGGUCCUCGUGAUUUCAGAGAGCGCCGAGCAGUGCAGCCACAUUGUACUGGCCCUACUCUCCCUCCUGCCGGGUGGUCUCUGGCUAGGCUUCAACUCAGAUGGCUUCGGAAGCCGGCACUUUCAGUAUCGGAAGCACGGGCUUCCGAUUCAGUGCUUCGGCCCCAGGUGCUGCGUCUUCCCCUACCUGGGCCUGCACAUGCUGGACAGCUUGCUCCAGAUGCGCGGCUUUCUCAUCGGGACCACGAACCGCAUCUUCAUCGACCGCACGAGCCCGGACCUCAUCCUGGAGGUGCCGAGCACCGCAGCCAGCACCGAGUACAGCGUGGACUUCUUGUGCAAAGAGGUGAAGGAGUUAGCGAGGAAAGAUGAAGGCAAUCCGACGAUGGCAGUAAAGGAGUGUACCAAAGCUGGCGGCUGCGUCACCAAGGAGCACAAACUCGUGCUAGAUGCCAACUGGCGCUGGAUCCACACAACGGAUGGGUACAAGAAUUGCUACACUGGGAACCAAUGGGACACCGGCAUCUGCACUGAUCCGGACACCUGUGCCCAGGGCUGUGCCCUUGAAGCAGUGGAUGCUGGGCAGUACGAGAGCAUCUAUGGCAUCACCGCUGUGCCAGGAGGAGUUCGCUUGAAUUUCGUCACGGGCUCUAACGUUGGGUCCCGUCUUUUCCUUUUGGAAGAUGACGAAAGCUACAAGCUCUUUAAGCUCAAAAACCGAGAGUUUGCCGUGGACGUUGACUCCUCGACGGUGGAAUGCGGCAUGAACGGCGCGAUGUACUUCAUCGAGAUGGCCGCCGACGGUGGCAAGGGCCUGGGCUACAAUGCCGCGGGCGCCAAGUAUGGCACUGGAUACUGCGAUGCGCAGUGCCCCCACGAUGUCAAGUUCAUCGAUGGCAAGGCCAACUCCAAGGAUUGGAAGCCACAUCCCAAGGACUUCAGCAACACCAUUGGCCUCGGCCACUAUGGCGCCUGCUGUGCCGAGAUGGACAUCUGGGAGGCCAACAAUAUGGCUACGGCGUACACUCCCCACCCAUGCAACAUCCAGGCCCCAGGCACGUACAUGUGCGAAGGCACUGAGUGCGGAGACAACGACAGUGGGGAGCGCUAUGACGGGCUUUGCGACAAGGACGGCUGUGACAUCAACCCGUUCCGCAGCGGCAAUGCGACUUUCUAUGGUCAGGGAAGCAGCUUCGCAGUGGAUUCGUCCAGGCCUAUGACCGUGGUGACACAGUUCCUCACCACGGAUGGCACAGAUGCCGGCGACCUCUCGGAGAUUCGGCGCUUCUACGUCCAGGAUGGCCGGGCCAUUGCAAGUCCACACAUCACGAUCCUCCCGCAAACUCCGGACUCGAUCACUGACGAGAUGUGUGCCAUGGGCGAGUCUCUGGAGCGUGGCCACGUCGCUGCUUUCUCUCUGUGGGACGACAUCGACGUUCACAUGAUGUGGCUGGAUUCUUGUUAUCCAGAAGACAAGGAAUGCACCGAGCCAGGGGUCCACCGUGGAAUGUGUUCGGGUGGGGAGGACAGCUCCCCGCAAAACGUGCGCAGCAAGCAUCCGCUCGGCUAUGUCGUCUUCGCCAAUGCGGCGAUCGGUGAGAUUGGCACCACCCAGUCGGUUUACCCUGGCUCUCCGCCCACGUCUCAGCCAGCCACCACCACCACCACCACCACCUCCACUACCUCCGCGACAACCACGUCAAGCGCCGCUCCGGGUGCUUGGGAGCCCGUGGACGGGGGCGAGGACCGUGCUUGCCGAGGCAGCAGCCGAAGCGACAACAAACCAGAGUAUUACCAGCUUGCCCAGGGCGUGGCAUCGCUGAAGGAAUGUCAGAUGCGCUGUGCCACGACGGCCGGCUGCCGCGGUAUCGAGUUCUCGCGCCAGCGCUGUGAGGUCUGGGUGCGGUCGGAGGGCAUCCAGGCAUCCAUUCCCCUGUCGGGGUUCACAUGCAUGCGCUACGAUGGCCCGCUCGUGACAACGACAACACCCGCAGUGGGCACCUGGGUUCCAAUGGACGGCGGCAACGGCCGAGCAUGCCGCGGGGCGUCCCCCGAUGACAACGCUGCAGAGUACUACACCGUCAUCCCCGGCCUUGUUAACCUGGAGGCUUGCAAAGCAAAAUGCGAAGUCACGGAGGGCUGCAAGGGGGUGGAGUUCAAAAUCGGCCGCUGCGAAGUUUGGACGCGGCCCCAAGGCAUCCGCGCCUCCAUCCCGCUGCCGGGCUUCACCUGCCUCAGCUACCAAAGUCCCACCAGCAGCACCGAGUUGCCCAGCACUGCAACGACCACGGCGGGGACGACCACGUCAUCGACGGCACCCGCAACGACCGUGGCGGCGUCCUGCGCCAAAGCCUGGCAGCAGUGUGGAGGGCGAAACCAUGCCGGCCCAACUUGCUGCGUGGAGGGCCUCCGCUGCGUGGUGGACAACGAGUGGUAUUCGCAAUGCCAGCCAGAGCCCGCCUUCGCCCAAGCUGUGGCACCAAAGCGGGGCAGUCGCCGCAACAAGUUCCUGGGUCCAAACUUCAUGCAGUCCAAGGCAGUGACGCGGACGGCGGCCUCAGCCACCCCCGAGCUUGGCAAGUCGGAGCUGUAA